UUUUGGAAUCCAUUAUUAAUCGAUCUCUUAUUGGAUUUACCACAAACAGAUUAUGAUCAACAAAAGGCAAAAUUCAUUGAACAAUGUCGAAUAUGUUAUCGAGCUGAUAAAUAUUCAUUAAAACAAAUCGAUGAAUUUGAAAAUGAUUAUAAACCUCAUUUAUCCAUUCAAUGGUAUAAAAGUAAUUCAUUUGUCUAUCGUCUAUUGAAUAAAGUUCUACGUCAACGAAAUAUCGAAGGUAUAAUUACUUUGCGUUUUUUCAUAUUAGAUCUAUUCAAACAAUUGAAUCAAAUAUAUUAUGAAUAUAUUGAAUCAAAUAUUUAUGAAGACAAUACAAUUAUUGAAGUUUAUAGAGGACAAGAAAUGUUUAAUACUGAAUUUGAUAAUCUAAAGAAAAAUUUAAUACAAGGUCGAAUAGUAUCAAUUAAUAGUUUUUUUUCAACUACUCGAACAAAAACAGUAGCAUUGGAAUAUGCUGGUUUAAUGUCUACUGAUCAUAUUACUACAAAUUUUUCUUCACAUAAAAAACGUCUUCUAUUUCAAAUUAAGAUUAAUAUUAAUCAUCAAAUGCAAUUGAAACGAAAACCAUUUGCUGAUAUAAGUCAAUUAUUAUAUAAAGGUAAAAAAAUUAAAGUAGAUGAAUAUGAAGUUCUCUUCAUGGUUGGUUCUUUUUUUCGGGUUGAUGAAAUUAUUGAGAAUCAAGAAAUUGAAAUACCUAUUGAAGAAGAAAUAAUCAAAAGUACAAUAACACUUGUGAAAUUAACAUCAAUCAAUGAAGAAGAUAAAAGUAUACCAAUUAUAAAUGAUUAUCAAAUUUUAAAAUCUACAAAAACAAUCGAAGAAAAAUUAAUUCGCAUUGGAAAUUUACUAAUCGAUUAUUCUUUAUCUAUUCAAUCUUUACAUUCAAAAGUUGAUGCAUACUAUAAAAUCUUGUUUGAUGAAUCGAAAAUUAUGAUAGCUACUGCAUGUUUAACAGGUCAAGCAUGGGUAGCAUUGAAGAGAGGAGAGUAUAAGUUAGCUAUAGAACUUGCAUUGAAAGCUUUAUCGAUGAAUAAUAAAUUUAAUAAUGAAUUGAAAAUAACUACUCUCAAUUGUCUUGGUGGAAUUUAUCAUAAAUUAAAAGAUUAUCCAACUGCACUUAAAUAUUAUAAAAAUGCCUAUGAUUUAUCAAAACCAACUGAUGAAAAAAUAGCAGAAAAUAAUUAUCAUGGUCCAUGUAUUCCAAUUGAUAAGUAUGCAAUGUAUGAUAAUUAUCAAAAUAUAUCUUCGAUUAAUAUCGCAAUUAUCUAUCAAAAACAAGACGAGAUUCGACUGGCAUGGAAUAUGUACAAAGAGACUAUUGAUUGUGAAAUGCGUGAUACGACGGAUUUUCAUUGUCAUACAUGUAUGACAAUAGCUGAAUCAGGAACUCAUGAAUCGAUGAUAAGCUUAGAAGAACACAAUCGAAUAUGGAAGAAUUGGAAAAGUUUUCUUGAUCUUGGUCUUAUUGAUAUAUUAAAAUAUCGUACACCAGCUAUUACAGGUUAUUUAUCAUUAAGUCAUCAAUAUGAUUUUCCUUCACGUCGAUAUAAUAAUGAUUAUUGUCGAACAAUGGCAAUUGAUUAUUUUCGACAAGUUGAAAAUAAAUGUACACCAUAUGUUGCAAAUCAUCAAUAUUAUCUAUAUAUUCUUCAAUGUUAUGAACGUCUUGCAGAUUUAUAUGGAUAUUGGAAUACUCGAUCUACAGAAUAUUAUGAAAAGAUGAUUCAAUUAUGUUUGAAAUAUUGUUCAGAUGAUUUAGAAAAUCUGAUCAUCGCUUAUCAAGGUAUAUUAAAAACAUUCAAAGAACAACAAAGAAGAGGAACGAAUAUUUCAGAAGAUAUUUCACUAUUGCUAUGUGCUAAUACAACUAAUGCUGAAUUUAUAGAGAUGACACCGCCUGUAACACCAAUGACAUCACCUAUUACUCCGUUCACACCACCAAUGUUCGGAUCACUUUUUCAGAAUAUUAGACGGUUACAUUUUGCAUUUGGUUGUAAUGAUAAAUGGAUCGAUCCUCGAUUGAAAACUGAGCGAGAUCUUCGUAAGAAAAUCAUUUAUUGUUAUAUGAAGUUAGCAAAUUUAUAUUAUGAACAAAAGAAAAUAAUAGAAGCUAAAGAUUUAUUAACAGAAAUCAUCUCAUUAUGUCAACAAUUCGAUUCAGAAAUGUUGGAUAUGACAAAUAUUUGUUAUGAAAAUCUGUCCUUUAUCAAUGAGAAUUUUGAUUUCAUUAUUCAAUCGUAUAAAAAUCAAUUAUCAACAAUUAUUAAUACUGUAGGUAAUUGUAUUAAUGAAGAUAUUUAUUGUUACAUAGCACAAUUAUAUGAAAGAAAAAAUGAUUUUAAUUCAGCAUUAGAAUUCUUACAAAUUCCAAUUCAAUAUUUUGAGCAAUAUAAUUAUGUAUGUAUACAUACUAUCGAUUGUUAUAUUAAAUUAGCUAAACAUUAUCAAAAUAUUAGAAAUAAUAAAGAGUUGACUGUUCAUGUGUAUGAAAAUGCAAUAAAUCUUAUUAGAAGACAUCGAUCAUAUCCAAUGACAUCGAUGAUUUCGAUUGUUAAGGAACAUUUAGUUGACUAUUUCAACACAAUCAAUGAUCUAGAUACAAUGAUUAUUAUCUAUGAAAAACUAUGCGAAAUUGUUCAACAAGAAACAACUGAUAUUACAGUUUUAUAUAAUCGUUUUAAACAAAUUUUAAAAUUAUUAGUUAAAAAAUAUGAUGCAUUUAUUGUAGUUCUAAAGGCUUAUGAUGCUUAUCUCGAUUUAAUUUUACAAAUAAUCAGCCCACUAACCUCACAAAUGACAGUAGUUUUCACUCAUUUUCGAUAUCAUUUUGUUAAUGCAUAUAAAGAAUCCAAUAUGAUAUGUUCAACAAUUGAAAUUUAUCAGAAAUUAAUAUGUCUUCUAUUAAAACAUCAAUAUAAUACAAUGAAAAUUAUUAACGAAUAUAAAAUUAUUGGUGCUGGAUUUACAAAAAAACAUCUGUUAAAAGAUUCAGUCAUAGCAUAUGGACUUUUAUUGAAUUUUAUAUGUCAAUAUCAUUCGACUGGUGGUUUUAUCGAAAAUGAUUUAAUUAAAUUUGUUUUUUAUAUCUGGGAAAGUGAAAUUAUUGGAAAUAUUGCCAAUGACAAACCAGAACCACAACACCUGUAUUUCACGAAUCAAAUUAACACUAACUGUUACUCGACAAAUCAAUAUCGUAUUGCAGAUCUUCAACAACGUAUCUUAGAUUAUAAAGAAAAAGCAAAAAAUUAUUUAAAUAAUAAACAAUUAAAUAAGGCAAUAGCAGUUUUUAGAGAUGAACUUUUACCAUUUCUUUUGGAAAAUCAUGCACAAGAUGAUGAACAAAUUGCUAUGUGUUACAAACAAAUAGCAUUAUUGUUUUACAGACAGAAUGAAGAUGGUGUUCGACAAGCACUAGACUAUUAUGAAAAAGUUAUUAAUAUUUAUGAAACACAAAACGAUGAAUUUUAUACAGAAUAUACAUUUAAAUUAAAUCCUAAUAUUUGUCGGCGUUAUGCAGAAACACUUUUUACGUGUUAUAAUUCCAUGAUGGAAAUUUAUAUCGCUCUAAAAAAUCAAAAAUUGGUCGAGAUGUAUGGACAAAAAGCAAAUUAUAUCUAUGAAAAAUAUAGAGAUCAAUUUCAAUUUUCUGCCAAUCCUAUAACGCAUGUUAUUACAAUAAAAAGACGUCCGAUGGUUGAAUUAAAUUAUUGA
Rotaria sordida is the source of this 3732-nucleotide messenger RNA. The record is from the annotation of a GenBank genome assembly. Lineage: Eukaryota; Metazoa; Rotifera; Eurotatoria; Philodinida; Philodinidae.